Molecule: messenger RNA, 2608 nt
Organism: Onychostoma macrolepis
Lineage: Eukaryota; Metazoa; Chordata; Actinopteri; Cypriniformes; Cyprinidae
Gene: ddhd2
Product: DDHD domain containing 2
Exons: 17
Coding region: 196-2205 (669 amino acids)
Cellular component (GO): COPII-coated ER to Golgi transport vesicle
Molecular function (GO): triacylglycerol lipase activity; metal ion binding; protein binding
Source: RefSeq, a predicted model, not a curated record
GACCUUUAGACACAAAGACCACUUAUAAGUUUUCAACUCCUGGUGGAUGCAUUUACCUCAGAACUGACCACCACCGUGAACACCAGUGUGAGGUUUGCUCUCUGUGUCAGACUCAGAAGUCAAUUUUGUCCUAAGCGUGUAUCCGUACAAGGAGCCGUCCAUUGGUCUUGGCGUGGCAUCCCUCCUGUUCUCAUCAUGAAUGUUGUUGAGCCAUAUGAACCCGUCCAGCACCACUGGUUCUACAACCAGCAGGUGGACUCCAAAGACUCCUGGCAACCCUUCAGCAGAGAAGACUCACGGCGGCUGGAGGAUGCUUACAGUCGAGUGGGGAAAAAAGAAAAGGAUGAAGUGGAAGUGGCUACAGAUGGAAAGAGGUAUGACGUCAAGCUAUGUGAAAGAAAGCGUUACUCUGUAUAUUGGGAACAGAAGCCCGCCGAGGUCAGACGCUGCUCCUGGUUCCACAAAGGCAGCAAAGACAUGACCUACACUCCCUACAGUGAAGAACUCAGUGAUUUCCUAGAGGAUGCUUAUAUGAUUGCAAUGACCCUGGAUGAAUGGAAGACGAAUUUGGAGCUCCCAACAGGGGAAACUGUGAUCCUUCACAAUCCCAAGCUCAUGAUGCAGUAUCCCGGCAGCUGCAAAGAAUUUCCCCCUUCCCCGUCUGAACGGACUCAACCCAGGACACUAAAGAGAGGAAUUGAGAAUAUUCCAGUAGAGAUACCAGAGGGAGAACCAGAGAUAGUAGACCACCUGGUGUUCAUGGUUCACGGUAUCGGUCCUGCCUGUGACAUACGUCUCCGUGGCAUUGUCCAGUGUGUUAAUGAAUUUCGAAAUGCCUCUGACAGCCUCAUAAAGAGCCACUUCAGGCAGAGUGAGGACUCAUGCAUUAUUGGAAGGGUUGAGUACCUUCCUGUCAACUGGCACAAAGUCUUGCAUGGAGAAACUACAGGAGUUGACAAAGACGUUGAGAGAAUCACUCUGCCUAGCAUUAGCCGCCUGCGUCAGUUCAGCAACGACACAGUGCUGGACCUUUUCUUCUACAACAGCGCUACGUACUGCCAGACUAUUGUGGAUACAGUAGCAUCUGAGAUCAACCGUUUGCACAGCCUCUUCCUCCAGAGACAUCCACACUUCACAGGACACGUUUCCCUGGUUGGACACAGCCUUGGCUCAUUGAUCCUGUUUGAUCUCCUGACCAAUCAAGAGACUGAUGCAGAUGGCACACCUCAUGAGCUCAGUGAGGACGCUCAUGUAGACACAGGCUGCGGUUCCUAUGAGAGUCUUGAGGAGGCACUGAAGGGACAUGGGUUGGAGGAGCACAUCAAUGUACUGCACAGAGAACAAAUGGAUAUGGAGUCCUUGAUGCUUUGCUCAGAGAAGGACCUAAAAGAUAUUGGAAUACCUCUGGGUCCUCGCAAGAAAAUUAUGAACUGUGUGAAGAAAUGGAAGCACUCUAGAUCUGGAAGUGGACAUGCAGCCCAAAAUGAGACACACUCCCCAAGUCUAGGGAUGAGAAAUGAACAUCACACCCCCACCACUAGUGCGGUUGAUUAUCAGCAUUUUGAUGUUGGCAUUGGACAAGUAUCUAUCGAUUAUCCUCAGUUAGCCUUUCAUCCGCAGGCGUUCUUUGCCAUGGGUUCACCCAUAGGAAUGUUUUUAACCGUCAGAGGUCUGAAGAGGAUAGAUCCUAAUUACAGCUUCCCAACUUGCAAGAGUUUCUACAACAUCUUCCAUCCAUUUGACCCAGUGGCGUAUCGAAUCGAGCCCAUGAUUUUGUCCCAAGACGUGGACUUGCCGCCCAUGUUGAUACCCCAUCAUAAAGGCAGAAAAAGGAUGCACCUCGAACUCAAAGAGGGUUUGACUCGAGUCAGUUCUGAUUUACUGGGAUCCCUACGAAUGGUUUGGCAGAGCAUUUCUCAGGUCCCGACGCCAGCGCUCGCAGAGGGUGGAAUCAGUUCCAUGACCCCUACAGAUGAAGCAGAAGUGUUACCAAUGGAGCUGGAGGAAGGAAACUUAACCAAGGUGGGGACGUUGAAUCGUGGGCGACGUAUUGACUUUGUCCUUCAGGAGACACCAAUUGAAAGUUUCAAUGAGUACCUGUUUGCCAUACAGAGCCAUUUGUGCUACUGGGAGUCUGAGGAUACUGCUCUGUUGGUUCUGAGAGAGAUUUAUGGAAAUAUCCCAGCGAGAAACACUCAUUUAUGAAUGUUAUAUAACUUUUGUACUGUAUAACUACCUUUAAAGCCAGUCCAGUCCACAGUGAGUUGAUUCGCUCCACACAUUUUAACCAGCCAGCCAAUAAACUACCUAAAAAAUUAAGAAUUUGAAAUUGGAAUCCCAACUGAACUAUUGCCAGGUAUUGGGAUAUUGUUGCAAUAUUCUUAUGGCAGGAUUACGGACAUUUGAUACGCACAAUAGCCUUUUGUGCAAUAAUGCACACUGUAAUAGAAACCUGCAUUUAAUGUGUAGCCUACUUAUGUAACUUUGGUUUCCUAAUUUUCCAAUUAAUUAAUUAUUAUUAUGUAUUUAUAUUGUUUGGAUAUUUGUGAUGUUUUUUAAUUAUAUUAUUAAACUCCUAACCCUAAAUUAUUUUUUGUGAUGCCUGUAU